This is a messenger RNA of Jatropha curcas, 1333 nucleotides long. RefSeq names its product Rhodanese/Cell cycle control phosphatase superfamily protein. NCBI's taxonomy places the organism in Eukaryota, Viridiplantae, Streptophyta, Magnoliopsida, Malpighiales, Euphorbiaceae. The record is from RefSeq and is a predicted model, not a curated record.
CGACGCAAGAAAAAGGCUGGUCAGGAGGAUAAGGUUAUCCCGAACAGGAAAGUAUCCGGAAUAAGCAAACCAGAUAAGCAAGUGCGAAAGGAAAAAAAAGAGUAGAAAAUCUAAAAUCAACUGCUUUUUCGACUCCAAUUUCUGAUUUCAGUGUCUCGUAGAAGCUCUCAGAAAUGGAUUCUAUGGGUCUUCCCUCUCUCAAUGCUCUACCAGUUUCACAUUCCAAAUUUCAAAGAGAACGGUGUACAAAAUUAUGGGGGAAAUUGCAUUACUUAAACUCUUCUAUGCCACUUUCGCUGAAACUCAGUCCCACUUUUAGAAUUCACCGUUUUCAUGGGAGGGUUAUCCAAAUGCAAACUGGAGAUGAAGAUUAUGAUUUGAAGCAAAUGAGAGACAUGGCUGCUGCGAAGAGAAGAUGGGAUGCAAUGAUUCGGGAAGGAAAAGUAAAUGUCCUUACACCAAGAGAAGCAGGUUAUGCAAUUCAACUCUCUAGCAAAAUCUUACUCGAUGUUCGUCCCUCUGUUGAGCAGAAAAAGGCAUGGGUUAAAGGCUCAACCUGGAUUCCAAUAUUUGAAGUUGAUGAUAGAUCUGACAUUGGAACACUUUCAAAAAAGUUCACAAAUUUUAUGAUGGGAGGCUGGUGGAGUGGUGUGCCUACAUUGACUUAUGAUAAUCAGUUCUUGUCAAAGGUUGAAGAGAAGUUCCCAAAAGAUACAGACCUGAUUGUUGCAUGCCAGAGAGGAUUGAGAUCUUUAGCUGCAUGUGAACUGCUCUACAAUGCUGGUUACAGAAACCUGUUUUGGGUUCAAGGAGGUCUGGAGGCUGCUGAAGAGGAGGAUCUCGUCAUCGAAGGUCCUCAGCCUCUUAAGUUUGCUGGAAUUGGAGGGGUUUCUGAAUUUCUUGGUUGGACAGAUCAACAAAGAGCUGCUGCUGCCAAAGAAGGUUGGGGUUAUCGAUUGCUAUUCUCUGCACGUCUGAUUGGAGUCUUUCUUGUAGCUGAUGCAUUGUUUCUUGGCGCUCAGCAAGUCGGUCGCUAUAUUCAGGAUAUAAGAUCACAUUGAUUUGGGUUUGAAAGUUUAUGACCAAUGAACCUCAGAGGACAUUGUUCUCUACAUCAUAUAGAGUCCACAGGAUUGAUGGGAAUCCCAAUUUUGGUGCCAAGAGGAGUGUAUUAAUGCCAGUAACUUGUUAUAGUGUGAUGUAUCUACUUAUGUUAUGUUAUGCUGCCUGCAUGUAUAUUCAAUACAAGAACUCCAUGUAAUAUUGCAAGGUGCAUAUUUUUGUUCUCUUAGUCCCUGAAUUUUGAAAACCAGCUAAAAUCAUCUUCAUGUAA